AUGUGUUUUGAUGGAGAUGUUCAGAGUAAGAACGAGCCAACUCCUGCAACGAUCAGUUUCGGCGAUCUGCGUUCAGCACCAGACUGCCAUCCGGAAUGUGUCGGAUGUAGUGAAUCACGUUCAGCGGUCAGCUGCUUUGCAUGCAAGCAUCUUACUCAGUCGUUGAGAAAUCGAGCUGGUUUCAAAUGUGUAUCGCACUGUGAUGAAGGUUACUUCGUUGAAGGAGAUAAAUGUGGGGCGUGUAGUCCAAAUUGUAGAAGUUGCACGAAGGCGGAACAAUGUGAAACGUGUCCUGGUGCUAAAUUAUUGGUCGAUGUUGAUCAUUAUGCACAUCUUGAUCACAGGCAAUGCGUUGACACUUGUCCUCCUGGUCUUGAAGCCGAUUAUACAAGCGCAAUUCAAGCACGUUGUAUACUUAAAAAGAAUAUCUGUUCGCCUGGUUAUUAUGAGUCACAAAAUUCGGUUUGUACGAACUGUGAUGAUGCUUGUACAACGUGUCAUGGUCCAGGACCACUGCAGUGUGACUCGUGCGCCCCAAAUUACAGCAAUUUCUCAGUGGGAUAUUGCAGACCAUGUUGUACGGACAAGCAGAGUCCAAUGGAACAUCAUUGUGAGGACUGCACAUUGAGUGCAAGUCAACGAGCUCAGAUGAGGCAUCGCUCUGGUGGAUUAGGAUCAUUUUACAUUUUCGUGGUUGUGUUAUUGGUACUCUGUUGUGCGUUUGGCGUUAUUCUCAAGACAUAUGCAAACGGAAUGUGGAAUUCAUCAUCCAGAAGUAACAUCGAUUAUACUCCAUUACCGGCGCAAAGUUCAUUGACGCUCAAUGAAUCCAGUUCAGAAGAAGAAUCUGAAUUCGAACCAGAUGACGUGAUUGCAACCAAAUGA
Molecule: messenger RNA, 885 nt
Organism: Anisakis simplex (herring worm)
Lineage: Eukaryota; Metazoa; Nematoda; Chromadorea; Rhabditida; Anisakidae
Source: the annotation of a GenBank genome assembly